AUGGGUAGAGUCAUUCGCGCCCAACGUAAAGGUGGUUCAGCCAUCUUUCGUUCUCGCACCUUCCAUCGCAAGGGUCCAGCUAAAUUACGAUCUUUGGAUUAUGCUGAACGACAGGGUUAUUUACGUGGUGUUAUUAAAGAUAUCAUUCACGAUCCAGGUCGUGGUGCUCCACUUGCAGUUGUACACUUCCGCGAUCCAUACCGAUAUAAAAAACGAAAAGAACUAAUAGUUGCUGCUGAAGGCAUGUACACUGGACAAUUUAUUUAUUGUGGUAAAAAAGCUGCAUUAACAAUUGGCAAUGUAAUGCCAUUAGGACAAAUGCCCGAAGGUACAAUUGUUUGUCAAAUUGAACAAACAACUGGUGAUCGUGGUAAAUUAGCUAAAGCAUCUGGUAAUUAUGCUACAAUCGUCUCACACAAUCCUGAAGGUGGUAAAACAAAAGUUAAAUUACCAUCAGGUGCCAAGAAAAAUCUAUCGUCCACUAAUCGUGCUAUGGUUGGUAUCGUAGCUGGUGGUGGUCGUAUUGAUAAACCAAUCUUGAAAGCUGGUCGAUCUUAUCAUAAAUUUAAAGCGAAACGAAAAUCAUGGCCUAAAGUUCGUGGUGUUGCUAUGAACCCUGUCGACCAUCCAUUCGGUGGUGGUAAUCAUCAACACAUCGGCAAACCGUCAACAGUCAGUCGUUAUGCACCACCAGGCCGAAAAGUCGGUCUUAUUGCUGCCAGACGUACAGGUCGUAUACGUGGUACAAUUCAAGUGAAAGAAGAUUAA
This is a messenger RNA of Rotaria socialis, 768 nucleotides long. NCBI's taxonomy places the organism in Eukaryota, Metazoa, Rotifera, Eurotatoria, Philodinida, Philodinidae. The record is from the annotation of a GenBank genome assembly.